Messenger RNA from Amoebophrya sp. A120, 3929 nucleotides. NCBI's taxonomy places the organism in Eukaryota, Dinophyceae, Syndiniales, Amoebophryaceae. The record is from the annotation of a GenBank genome assembly.
GAACAAACCGCUGGCGCGGAAACGAGCGGCGGAGGCGUUUUAACGGAAACGCAAAUCGUACCGGAUAAUUACAACGUUUCUUCUGGUGUCGCCACGGAAGGCGCGCACAGUGCAAGUCGUUUUGAGGAGGCCGGGGAACAUCAAGAGGUGUUUGUGACGCACGUUUGUGCCGCUGGUAGUGAUCAUGGGGACAAUAGUUGCAAUUUCUAUCGGGCACCUGUUGCAGUGUCGAAGGAGGUCGCUGGUGUCUUGUCGCGCAGAAUCAUCACAAUGGAGCUGGCAGGGAGGAGUUGCAGAUGCGCGACGACACCUCGCUCAGGCAACAACAGUCAAAACGGGUCAGUCACACCAGCCUUAGGGGUUUUCCGAUCUUCUGAAAGAAGCUCCUGCUCUGAAGAUGUUGAGAAAUCUCCGACUUCUGCCUUGAGUCAUCAUGGAGUGCAACUCGACAUUGCGGACGAUUUUUCGUGGCUAUCAGGAGACGAAGAGGAGCAAACGCCUGGCACUUCUUCCGCGUGGUCAUACCGGCGGACGAAGGCGGCAAGAAGUACUUCUAGAACAAACUGCUCUACCAACAAGAUUCAAAUCGCCGAAACAACAAGCCCUUUCCACGACGACCUGAGAGAAGGGUCCCAUCAAAUGCAGCAACAGCAAGUCCAGCCUCCCGGUGGCGCGUUUCUGAUGACAACCCCGACCGGGGACCCACUUCUGAACGCCAGUGGCCAGCAGAUUGUGGUGGACAUGUACGGGAGACCCAUUGAUAAGGACGGAAACGUGAUCGGGCCCAGCAUCGUCCCUAACGCGCCACAACCGCCGGGGGGUGGUGGAGGUGGAAGUGUGGCCGCGCAGUCUGGCAUGCAGCAACCCGCCGCGCAACCGGGAACAGCUUCGCAGCCGGCGUUUCAGACCCAGCAGUCGAUGCAAGUUCCGGGAAGUACUAUGGGGUUCAAUCAGCAGCCCCACAACAAGAAUUUUCCACAAACUUCCACCCAACAUCAACUCUCCGGAACGGCGAAACCUUCUGAUACGGCAACCUCCAACCUCCACCUCUACUUCCAGCAGUCCCUCGCGAUUCUCCUCAAAAACGCGCAAAUCCAGGCAAAGCAAAGGUACAGCAACUGUGCGCGGUUGUGCUGCGUGUUCUGCUGCACGUGUUGCGGUAUUAUUGUUGGGCUGUUACUUGCCGGCGCGAUGACCGCGGCCGCUUCUACGAAUCUUUUGCUCACCGAGUUUGAUUUGGAGGAGAACAACGAGAACCGCGCAAUCCCUUUGUCCGUCGCCGGGUACAAUGGGCAGAUCGAGCGGGAGUUAAAUCUCCGCACCGGGACCCCAAUCUACGGCCCAACGUCCGACAUCCGACUCCCAACCGACCGCGACAAGAUCUACAUUGCGAAUCGCACGGCGGACAUUGAUGCGGAGCCGGACAUUUACUUUCGCUACCAUUUCCGGGAGUUGAAGAAGAACUUGCUCAUGAAAUCCGUUGAUUUACGGUUUCAAGACAUUGGGGCUGCGCAGACGAAGGUGAAUUUCAUAUCCUGAGUAAAAAUGUACCCACACCAGAGUCAAGAUGGGAAAUCCGCUAGACAAAUCCGUAAGCUUUGGCUGUUUCGCAUGACAAAUUUGGACGCGUAGUGCAGUGCUGUUUGAGCUAGCUAAGCAGCAUUACAGAUCUAGUAUCUCAUGCUGAUUGGCGCAUUACAGAUUUCCAAAUCGCAUUAGAAAAUGCUUCUCAUGGGGCUCCGCAUGAGAAACAUUUUAAGCAUGCAGAGUAGCAUGACAACUAUGGUGUGGGUACGUUUUUACACAGGAUAUUUCAACUCCGUUGAACAGUUCCCCAUGUACAUGCUGUACCAGAUAUUACAGUGAAAAAUGCCCCCAUCCCGGAAUUUGCAGAAGUUUGUCAUGCAAAGUUUCCAAACGAAAGCUUUUUGUCUUGCAUCAAAGGAUUGCGAGCGUUUCUGAUGCAGAAUGUGGGUGCGCAAGGUGCCUUGUGCAUAACAGACCCGGCUGCUGUUGGGCUGCUUCGCAACACAAAUUUGACCUAUUCAGCAUGGAAAUUCUGUGAUGCUGAGAUAUGCAAGACGGGGAGUGUUUCCGUUGGAAAGGUUUGCAAUACAAAUGCUGCCAAGCUGGGGGUCGGGGCGUUUUUCAUUGUAAUACCAGAUUGGGGAAGAACACGUGGCGAGUCUAGCAAGUAUCAAUGCCGACAACACGCAUCCACAGUUGCUGAAACGAACAGUUUAUCCUGUGCAAAAGUACUACUGCUCGUACUAAUUGCACGAGAUAUGCAUGUUAAAUCCAACUUUCUACCUCAAAUAGCAUGACAAAUUGAAUUUUAUUCUUGGGAAAAUUUGUAAUGCGUUUUAUACUAGUGCGAUACUUUUGCAAUGCAUACAGUUCCUUCCAGUUCAGAUUUUGUCAACCUGUACACGACGAAAAUUCCUUUGCUGGAGAAGUUCGGGUACCAGUUGAACUAUAUCAAAUGCAAGUAUGUCUGGGUCGGGAAGGAUCCGAACUUGCGAUGCGCAUUUUCGAACACAGAAAAAUCUCUCAUGCAUAGGUAGCAAAAGCUGCCCACUUUCUGUCACCAAAAUAGGAGAUUUCUCAUGCGGGUUCGGCAUUGCGGAAGCUUAUCGAAAACUGUGAUGCUAGAGCUUCCAUGCCAGACCUUCUCUGUCAUGCAAAAAGAGCAUGACUCUUCCAGACCCAGAUACUUUUACAUUUGAUAAACUACUGUCCGGCGCAGAAUUUCCGGUUUUCGCACAUCAACCCGAAAACCGAUUUGGACGAGGAGAAGAUGUGGAAGACGGUUCUGCUAUCCUAUGUAAAAACGUACCCACACCAGAGUUGUAAUGCAGAUUUGCAACGACAAAGACAUUUGUGAUGCGCAUCCCCAUGAGAGUCAUUUCCAAUCGUGUUUUGGAAUUUGCGAUGCUGUGAACAGGAUCAGCAGUUCGAUUUGUGAUGCGGCUCUCCUUGCUAACUUGCACUACCUUACGGACUGAAACUUGUCACGCGUGACUCCCAAAGCUCCUAGGUUUGUGUUGCAAAGUCCCCAUCUUGACUCUGGUGUGGGUACGUUUUUACUCAGGAUAUCUGCUCGAAUCCUACGGGGUGGACGAAUCGCACUUGUACUACCACGGACCUUUAUCUACCAUCACGCAUUCCAAGGCGCGGUUCCGGAAUGAGGAAGCCGGGCGCGGUGUUCCCGGAGCCAUCUGGGACUCGGGCUACGAGUACCACAAUUUGUGCGGUUUGCAGACGCGAAGUUGCCAGUUUUCGAAUUUUUCCUUCUCGAACAAUUACACGAUUUCCGUGCCGGAGGGGUAUGCAAGAAAAAAACUGUGUAAGUGUAAGCCUGUGAUGCAGGAAAUGCAAAAGUGUAUCCGCUUGUCAUGCUGGAUGUGCGUCAUAGGCAACUUUCAUGCGUGUUUCCACGUGCUAGCUGCGCAUGACAGGUUUUUCCUGUAAUGCAAAACGAACUUGUUUUUCAUAUUCAUUUCCUACAAAGUUGCACUUACGCAUUUUUUUUUCCUGGAUAAGGGGCUAUACGCAAGCAGUGCGUCGGUAUCGGCUACGACUGACAACUCGUUUUUCAAAACAUACACGCCAGUAUGCGGAGGUGCCGGAAGUAGUUCAUCUUCGGGGGGUGAUUCGACAAGUCCUGUUCCGACAGUCAUCCCGCAGCUGGGGAAUUUGAAAUCCUGGCGGAAACGCUGGCAGUCGAGAAAUCAAGUGUUACUAAUGGAAAGGUACUCUGCUCAGGAGAGGAAGGAGAUCUUGCAAAUUUUGAACACCUUCUGCGGGGGCGCCAUGCCGACGAGCGUAGUCCCAUCGGGGGGCACCGCGGCGACGGCGGCGCAGAGUGAACAGUGCAGGAAGUUGGCGGAGAAGUACGCGACGGUGAACUUGUGGUGGGAGAAAGGGAC